Messenger RNA from Abrus precatorius (Indian licorice), 603 nucleotides. RefSeq lists its product as uncharacterized. The transcript is spliced from 3 exons. Bases 1 to 603 code for a protein of 200 amino acids. The record is from RefSeq and is a predicted model, not a curated record. Lineage: Eukaryota; Viridiplantae; Streptophyta; Magnoliopsida; Fabales; Fabaceae.
AUGAUAGAAGACCCCUUAGAUUCUCCAAGGGACCGUAUUCGGGCUCAAGUAAUUCCCAGUCCAGAGAGAGUUCAUCUUAAGAGAGGAGCAGUGGGAGUGGCUCUACUUCUGGCUCUUUUAGAGGGUCAAUCAAAUGCUUCAGGUGUUACGCACUCUUUUGUAUCCUUGGACUGCGUGAAGAGUCUAGGUUUAUAUGUAACUGAAUUGUCAUGCAAUGUUGUAGUGACUACCCUACGGCUAGAGGUGAUUUUGGGAAUGGAUUGGCAAGCUGCUAACCAUGUAUUGCUGGAUUGCAGAGAGAAGACGUUGAUCUAUAGCGCAUCAAUGUUAGAAAUUCUGAGGCUCUUGAGCCAAGGUGUGUGGGAGAACACAGUGAACGCUAUGGCCUUCAUGGUCAUGUUCUCAAUGGAGGCUAAAAGUGUAGUGGAGCUGGAGUACAUCCCAGUAGUGAGGGAUUUCUUGGAAGUUUUUCCUGAAAAUGUCUUAGAAUUACCACCUAAGAGGGAGAUCAAGUUCGCUAUUGAUCUCAUUUCGAGAGUAAGCCCCAUUUCUAUGGCACCAUAUAGGAUGUCAUCAGUAGAGUUGGCAGAGGUCAAGAAGUAA